Molecule: messenger RNA, 1487 nt
Organism: Notolabrus celidotus (New Zealand spotty)
Lineage: Eukaryota; Metazoa; Chordata; Actinopteri; Labriformes; Labridae
Gene: cmtm6
Product: CKLF-like MARVEL transmembrane domain containing 6
Exons: 5
Coding region: 141-710 (189 amino acids)
Cellular component (GO): membrane
Source: RefSeq, a predicted model, not a curated record
CCGCCUGUCUGUCGUCCACCUUGACGCAGUGACGUAAAUGCGGAAGUCAGAAGUGAGCAGAAACAAAGCGCAGAGUCGGAGUUGAACUUCGCAGCUGGAACUUUGUUUUUAGUGACCCUGAAGAAACCUGAAGCAUCAUCAUGACCUCUACAGUCUACUCCUCCACCACGGAGUCGAACCCUAAAUCCUCGUGGUGCCUGGUUCCGUCAGAAUACCUGGAUAAACCUCGCUUUGUGAUCAAAGUCUGCCAAGUGCUGCUGUCGUUCCUGGCCUUCAUCCUGGAGGAGGUGGUGAACAGCUGUGUAAGCUGCACGGCUCUGUACUUCUUUGAGUUUGUGAGCUGCACAGCCUUCCUCUUCACCCUGAUGCUCCUCAUCCUCCUCUCCUCCCCGCUGUACUCCAGAGUGGGCGUGGCCUCCUGGCCGCUCCUGGACUUCCUGUACACUGCAGGCAUCGCUCUGUUGUUCUUGAUCGCCUCCAGCGUCUUCGCGUCAGAUAACGGGAAGACGUCUGUGGAAAGCUGCGCUGUGGCGUUUGGCUUCCUGGCGACGUUGGCGUUCCUGUUGGACCUGGCCUUGUUUUAUAAGUCUAAUGGCUUCCCGAUUAAGAGCAAGGAUGGAGCGCCGCCCAGUAACGGCGUCUCGGCUCAAGACGGUCCAGCUGAGAAGGAAAAACUGAACGCGGUGGCGAACGGGACGGAAGAAGUCUAGUUCUCCCGUUCAUGUGCGGCGUGCGGGGGGGUCAGAGAAUAUUUCACGCACUGUUCCUUUAAUAUGCCAACAGGAGGCGGAGCUUCUGUGAUCGAUGGCGUCUCUUUAAACCGAGUCUCUGACGUUUUAUCCACUGCUUCCUGUUUCUACAUAAACACGUGUGUGUGUGUGUGUGUGUGUGUGUGUGUGUGUGUGUGUGUGUGUGUGUGUGCAUGUGUGUGUGUGUGAGUGUGUGAAUGUGUGUGUGUGAUUCUUUAAAUGAAGUGAUGCCCUUUUUAAACAGCAGGGGGCGCUCUCCUCGCUGUGAGUCGGCUCACACUGGCGGCGUCUCCUUAGCGUGUUCAUGGUUUUGUAGAAACAGGAAGUAGGUGAGAAACAGCAGGAAGUCUUUUCAAAAUAAAAUCUGAGUGAAGCCGAGACGCUGGUAUCACAGCAGCUCCUGACCUUUGACCUCCUGCUCUGAUUAAAGGGGCGUGUCUGUGAGGAGCCUCAAAGCCGCCCCGUGUUUUAUACUCUGAGUUUACAGACUGACCUCAGUCUGCUCUUCAAUCUGUGUUUGAUCUUUUUAUGAAGACGUUUCAGACUCUGUGAUCCACUAUUAGAGGACCAAAGCAGCUCUUGAGAGUUCCUGUUCAUCAGGAUGUUUGAUCUGAAUCAAGGAAUCUCCACAAAGUGCUUUAAUGUUUAUAACCAUGAUCUCUUUUAUACUCUCUGACUCUCAGAGUCGCUCUGUGUCACUGCCUCUCUAAACUCUGUAAUAAAUCCUUUUUAAGAAAC